Messenger RNA from Cyprinodon tularosa, 2052 nucleotides. RefSeq names its product LIM homeobox 5 (gene lhx5). Gene Ontology annotation, molecular function: RNA polymerase II transcription regulatory region sequence-specific DNA binding; DNA-binding transcription factor activity, RNA polymerase II-specific. Gene Ontology annotation, biological process: regulation of transcription by RNA polymerase II; neuron differentiation. The record is from RefSeq and is a predicted model, not a curated record. The transcript is spliced from 5 exons. NCBI's taxonomy places the organism in Eukaryota, Metazoa, Chordata, Actinopteri, Cyprinodontiformes, Cyprinodontidae. The coding region runs from base 487 to 1677 and encodes 396 amino acids. Gene Ontology annotation, cellular component: nucleus.
AGGAAAAAAAAAAGCCUGACGAUAACCCAGGCACAGUGAUGUGAAAGUGGCAACGUGAGGUGAGCCCGGAGGAGAUGAUUGGACUUAAAACAAGACAGAAGCUAUGAGGGAAUUAUUUUAGAUAAAUAUUUAAAACACAAAAAAAAAUCUAAAAGAUGAGGUUUUAGUUUUAUUUAUGUUUGAAAGGGGGGGAAAAAGACAAAAAAUAUGGUUGGUUUCUUCAUCACCCAGAUCUGAAUACUCUCCUCUGAUUUUGGAUUGUGGAUUGUGACAGCAGGACUCAGGACCCUAACAGAUUUUCCAGGGAUUCACGGGAGAAUUUUGCAUUUCUUUUUUUUAUUUUUAUUUUAUUUAAUUUUUUCUUCGGGUAGUACUCCUCAACCCAGAGCCAAGACGUUGUUCCGCGUAGAGCCGGCUUGCCUCAGUCCGAGCAGCGCGGUCUGUGCAGCGGAGAGGUCGGCACUCGGCGCCUCACGGACCGGCAUCAUGAUGGUCCUCUGCGCCGGCUGCGAGCGGCCCAUCCUGGACCGGUUCCUCCUCAACGUGCUGGACAGAGCCUGGCACGCCAAAUGCGUCCAAUGUUGCGAAUGCAACUGCAACCUCACCGAGAAGUGCUUCUCCCGGGACGGAAAGCUCUAUUGCAAAAUGGACUUUUUCAGGCGCUUCGGAACAAAAUGCGCCGGCUGCCUGCAGGGAAUCUCUCCGAGCGACCUGGUGCGCAAAGCCCGCAGCAAGGUGUUCCAUCUGAACUGUUUCACCUGCAUGGUGUGUAACAAGCAGCUGUCCACGGGAGAGGAGCUCUACGUGAUAGACGAAAACAAGUUCGUGUGCAAAGAAGAUUAUCUGAGCUCCGGGGCCAUUAAGGAAGUCAACCUGAACUCAGUCUCGUCGUGCACAGAUAGGAGUUUAUCACCGGAUCUCCAGGACCCGAUACAGGACGACAUAAAGGAGACGGACAAUUCCACGUCCUCAGAUAAGGAAACGAACAAUAUUGAGAACGAGGAGCAGAACUCGGGGGCCAAACGGCGGGGGCCCCGGACCACCAUCAAGGCCAAGCAGCUGGAGACGUUAAAGGCGGCGUUCGUGGCGACGCCGAAGCCGACGCGGCACAUCCGGGAGCAGCUGGCGCAGGAGACGGGGCUGAACAUGCGAGUCAUCCAGGUUUGGUUCCAGAACAGAAGAUCCAAAGAGCGGCGAAUGAAGCAGCUGAGCGCUCUGGGGGCCCGACGCCACGCCUUCUUCAGGGGCCCCAGGAGGAUGAGACCUCUAGGAGGCAGACUGGAGGAUCCAGACAUUUUAGGACCGGGGCCUUAUGGUUACUAUGGAGAAUACCAAGGCGACUAUUACGGACCAGGGAGUAACUACGACUUCUUUCCCCAUGGCCCCCCCUCCUCACAGGCUCAGUCUCCGGCUGAGUCCCCCUACAUCCUGACUUCUGGGCCAGGAGCCAUAGAGGGAUCGGGCCACCACCCAUCAGAUGACCAAAGGUACACGGACAUGAUUUCUCAUGCGGAAACCCCAAGCCCCGAACCGGGCCUACCGAGCUCCCUUCAACCGGUCCCGGGGGACGCAUACGGGGGUGGACCCAGCCCCCCUUUCUCUUUGGCCAGUAACUCCAGCUACAGUGCUCCGAUGUCCCACCAGGGCCAGGAGAUGGGGGAAACAGCCGCCUGGUGAAAGGACAAAAACAAAAACCAGGGACCAACAAUGGGCUGAAUCUCUGCCCAGCUAAUUCAGGAGACAUACCAACGUCAGAAGGGGAAAGUACUGCUGAUAUUUCUAAGGUUAACCUUCUAAAAACUAUAGGCUAAUCUUAACGACCUCAGAACUAAUGGAAAGAAUGAAAUAACAAGCAGGAGAAAGAAAUUUCGCUGCAUGGUAGACACUACAAAGCAUUUCCCUCGUUGGGCACUGGACUGAAUAAGAGAUUCCAUCCAGCAGAAAUGCUUCUCGCCUUCCCCUUAUCUUCUAAUGCUCUAGGAACACAUUAGUAAGAAACACCAAAGGGGACAUGUCUAGUUUUCCUAAUUUCACACUGCAUUUAAAAAAAAA